GAGAACGCCAGUGGCCGCCCGAGUCCAAGAAGGCCAGGCCGCCGAGCUGGGGUGCCUGCCGCCCGAGGGGAAACCCCUGCCUAAAGUAUUCUGGAUGAAAGAUGGCAACGGACAUCAUCACUGCAGUGGACGUGAACUACAUCAUCACCAGCGAGGGUCACCUCAUCAUCAACCAAGCCAGGAAGAGCGACUCCGGCAACUACACGUGCGGGGCUGAGAACAUCGCCACGCGCAGGCUGAGUAAUCCAGCCACGCUCACUGUCUUUGUGAACGGUGCCUGGUCCUCCUGGUCUGACUGGUCUGAGUGUUCCACCACCUGCGGUAAAGGCCGACAGAAGCGUGUCCGCUCCUGCUCUGACCCCGUCCCCUAUAACGGCGGCCUGCCGUGCGAGGGUGAGCAGCAGCAGUCCGUCAUAUGCAGUCCCACGUGCACGGUUACAGACAAACGGCCAAUAAUCACGACCUUGACACCGGUGGUCGAGUCAGAAAAAUCUGACCCAUCCUCCACCGAAACUUCCAUCAAUGAAGAACCCCACACCGAACCAGGUGGCUUUUCCAGCAGGGAUCAAGCUACCGCAGCAGCCGAGAAAGACAACAACGUCUCCCUUUACAUCGGCGUCUGCGUCUCCGUGGCUGUCGUCCUCAUCAUCGUCAUCAUCGUCGUCAUCAUCUGCCGCAAGCACAACAGACGGAGGAACGCCUUCAGAGACAUGGGACCAGACGCCACACAGUCGCUUACAGAAGACGAGAAGAAACACAAAAACAGUGACAUGUUGUCAGUACCACCAGACCUGACCCAGACGGUCGUCGUGACGGUCCAGCACAACAACCACCACCACCACAACCACAGCAACCAGACCUACAACCACAGCCAGAGCUCCAACGACUCGCCCAACAACAACCACGUCAACUCCAUGGACAAGAUCCCCUACGGCGGCGGGGUCAGCCCCGAGUUCCUACACGACAGCUCGCCCUCCUACAGUGUGCCGGAACUGCCCAACAUCUACCCCCAGUCCGGCAUGGACGUGGGUCAGUACAGCGUGCCGGACACCCAGUACUUGGCCAACAACCGACCCUACUCACCCAUCAGCCAACCCAUGUACCAACCCCAGAGCCCACAAUCUUACUCAUCCGGGCCCACCCCUUACUCCUCAACAGCCACGCAACAGUUUUUCCCCGAUAAAUCCGUAGCCAUGGUUCCACCAGGGAUCCCCCAAAGACACUCAGGGAACCUCAGCCAAGGUCCCAGCAACAAGACGGUGAUGGUGGAGCCGACCAUCAACCACAAUUUGAACACCACCGUGGAGAAGAUGAAAGACAAUAAGAGCGGGCUGCCACCCCCUCCCCCCUCCUCGUGUGACAGCCGACCCCUGUCCCAGUGUGACAGCCUGCAGGACAGCAGACAGUCGGUCAUCUCGGUACAGUUGCCUGGCAACGUCGACACGGAGGCGGUCACGUGGAGCACGUUUACUCACACGGGAGGGAGGUUGAUCUUACCUGAGUCAGGUGUAAUGCUAACAGUUCCUGAAGGCGCCAUUAAGAAAGGCCACGUGGAGGAGCUGUACAUGGCAGUGUGCCGGGAUGAUAAGGACAGGCCCAGAUUGACAGAGCAUCAGACAAUACUAAGUCCAGUAAUUCUGGUGGGGCCGCCCAGUGUCCAGCUACAGAAGCCAGUCAUCCUGUCCUUCCAGCACUGCGCCAACAUGCGCCAGGGUGGGUGGGUGCUGUCGGUGUACAAGAGUGAGUCUCCGAUAGACGAGCCACCGUACUGGAGACGGGUCGUCGUGUUAGGCCAUGAAAAUAUUAACUCACCUAUCUACACACAGCUAGACCCCAACCAGUGUCACGUCAUGACCGAGUUCCUCAACCGCUACACACUCAUCGGAGAAUCAGUGCCUGGUGGCCGUGCCCUCAAAAUCUACAGGCUGGCAGCGUUCGCCCCUGCCAUGCCCCCAUCCAUGGAUUACAGCAUCCGUGUGUAUGUGGUUGAAGACACCAUUGAUGCUUUAGAUGGUGUUAUUCAAGUUGAAAGAAAACUAGGUGGGAAACUUCUAGACAAACCCAAACAAAUUCCAUUCCAAGAUGGCGGUAAUAACUUGUGCCUGACAAUAGAGGAACUCUCCACUGGUUGGAGGAGCAAAUUAGCUGCCAACUAUCAGGAGAUUCCUUUCCGCCAUAUUUGGAGUGGGAAUCAGAACAACCUGCACUGUUCUUUUAGUCUGGAACUCCUAGACCGGUCAGUGGCCAAAAUUGCCUGCAAGAUCCAAGUUUAUCAGAAAGCCAUCCUCAGCAAUAGACAAACUCUACUCAUCAACUGCAAUCUUAAGGAGGGUACACCAAGCUGCCCAGGAUCAAACAACACGUUGAAGCAAAGGUCGUCCACAGUGAAUACAGCUGCCUCUUCUGUCAGUUCAGGGUUUCAUUCAAUGGUCACACUAGACCCAUCCGCGCAGGUCUUUAGGUUACCUUCCCAUAUAAAAGCCCAGCUGUGUAUGUUACUGGAUCCACCAAAUGCCAGGGGAAAUGAUUGGAGAAUGUUAGCCCAGGCACUCACAGUAGACAGAUAUAUCAAUUUCUUCGCAACCAAAUCCUCCCCCACGGAGCACAUCCUGGACCUAUGGGAGGCGAGACACAGAGAGGACACCGCAGUCACCGACCUGAUGAACAUCCUGAGGGUCAUGGGUCGUAUGGACGCAGCAGCUGUAUUAGAGAAAGACAACGGAAGCUGGUUGUGAUUUUAGUGUGAGCUUCGAAAAGUUUAAAAGACAAAACAUUCUGUUUGUAGUGAUUCUUUUAUUAAUCUAUUCUUCACUUGGAUAUUAAACGUCUAUGCUUACGUCACUGCAAGCGUGUCGCUUUCAAGGAUGAAAUGAGCGGAUUCAUUCUUACUGUUUUAAUACCAGUGAUUCACUUCAAAAACUCUAAUCAAAAGAACUUCACAUUAAGCAACUAAACACACGCCUAAUCACAUGACCUGCUAUACUGUUGAAGAAAUCUGGAACUCCGCAUCCAAGUGUGAAUUUUUUUUUUUAAAUUAUGGAAUUUUAAGUCAUGGCGCAUCUUGAGUCUGUCAGUGCUUGCAAAUUCUUCAGCGGCUAAUAUGCUUUGUAGUUUUCAAGCAACUGAUAGGAUGUGUAGUUUUCAAGCAAAUGUUGUCUUAGCAUCAAAGAUGGUGUGCUGCACUAGCUGGCCUCUGAAUUGGCCUUGUACAUAAAAAAAAAAAACUUUGAAACCAAAGAAGCUGGAAGCUCUGAAGACAUUUUCCAGAGUGGUGUCUGUGUCGUCUUCAGGAUUCCGAAGUCCUGACUAAAAGAAACUCUAUUAGAGAAAAAAAAAGGCAUUACCUUAUGCUGUGUUGACAGUGAAAGAACAUGUCUUAUUCGAAGACAGAAACAAUUCUAUAAUUUGACAUUAAUUAUGAUCAGCUUCAUGAUUUCUGCAAGUUCUGGACUAAACAAAAAUAUGCCUUGAACUGAAUAGACAAUUUGUGCAUUACAAGAUGUGUGUUUAACUCUAGUGUAUGGAGAGAAUUUUCGUAGUUCUGAUUCUAGUACCAACUUAGGAGACCGUUGUUUGUUUUCUAAUUAGUCCUUGCUUGUAGCUCAUUUAAUGUUAAUUAAUUAUCAUGAUAUAAUCCAUUGUUCAGCUUUUGCAUUUAUCAGCUGCGGAACAGUAUGUAGACAUGAUAAAUUGAGAGGGUGUGAGUGCUGAUUAUACCGGUCACAUGACCAUAGGAUAAUGAGGGUAAAGCUAAUGACUCAGUGGCUGACCUGUCCAUGUGUUAAUGAGGUUAAGUUGACCUGACUGUCCUUGGGUUAAUCAUUUUGUGGUGACCUUAACUAACCCGUGUCACUGGGUUGUUUUAUUAAUAUUCUCAGACAAAUAGUGAGUUGGAAAAGCUCUGAGUAAAAAUAGUUACUGCAAGUUACGCAGGCAGGAUAAUUCUUGUUCAUCUCUACAUAAAAAAAGUAAUACCGUAAAGAAUUUUUUCAUUAUCAGUCUAAUUAACCCUUCUAGAAAUAUC
Physella acuta is the source of this 4024-nucleotide messenger RNA. RefSeq names its product netrin receptor UNC5C. Gene Ontology annotation, molecular function: protein binding; netrin receptor activity. Gene Ontology annotation, biological process: netrin-activated signaling pathway; motor neuron axon guidance. Lineage: Eukaryota; Metazoa; Mollusca; Gastropoda; Physidae. The record is from RefSeq and is a predicted model, not a curated record. Gene Ontology annotation, cellular component: membrane.